AUAAAAGAGAAAGGGGAGAAGAGCAAAGAGAUGAGUGAAGAAGAGGAGACCCCGAGGAAAACCCGGAAAAGGAAAUCUAAGGAAGAAGGAGAACAAAAGCACAACAAAAAGGCUAAAAAGGAGAAAGAGGAAGAAAAGAAAGAAGAGGCAGGAAACAAGUGGAAAUGGUGGGAAGAGGAGAAGAAAGAAGAUGGGGUAAAAUGGACACAGCUGGAACACCGAGGACCCUACUUCGCCCCCCUCUAUGAGCCUCUGCCUGAUGAUGUGCAGUUUUAUUAUGAUGGCAAACCCCUGAAGCUGAGCCUGGCCUCGGAGGAAAUUGCCACGUUCUAUGCCAAAAUGCUUGAUCAUGAAUACACGACCAAGGAGACCUUCCAGAACAACUUCUUCAAUGACUGGAGGAAGGAGAUGACCUCGAAGGAGCAGAACAUAAUCAAAGACCUGGACAAGUGUGACUUCAGGGAGAUCCACAAGUACUUUGUGGACAAAAGUGAGGCACGAAAAGCACUCUCCAAAGAGGAGAAGCAGAAACUCAAAGAAGAGGCGGAUAAGAUCCAAGAGGAGUACGGGUACUGCAUCCUAGAUGGGCACCGGGAGAAGAUAGGCAACUUCAAAACUGAGCCGCCUGGGCUUUUCCGUGGCCGUGGUGACCACCCCAAAAUGGGCAUGCUGAAGAGGAGGAUCAUGCCAGAAGAUGUUACUAUCAACUGCAGCAAGGACUCCAAGAUCCCAGAGCCACCAGAAGGGCACAAGUGGAAGGAGGUGCGUUUUGACAACACAGUUACCUGGCUGGCCUCGUGGACAGAAAACAUCCAGAACACUUUGAAGUACAUCAUGCUGAACCCCAGCUCCAAGCUGAAGGGGGAGAAGGACUGGCAGAAAUAUGAGGUAGCCCGGCGCUUGAAGGAUGUUGUCCACAAAAUCCGUGCUCAAUACCGAGCUGACUGGAAGUCCAAGGAGAUGAAGAAGCGGCAAAGAGCAGUGGCCCUCUAUUUCAUUGAUAAGCUGGCCCUGCGAGCUGGCAAUGAGAAGGAGGAAGGGGAGACUGCGGACACCGUUGGCUGCUGCUCCCUGCGUGUGGAGCACAUCAAACUGCACCCCGAGCUGGAUGGGCAGGAGCAUGUGGUAGAGUUUGACUUCCUUGGGAAAGACUCAAUCCGUUACUACAACAAAGUGUCAGUGGAGAAGCUGGUGUUCAAGAACCUGCAGCUGUUCAUGAAGAACAAGGACCCAGGAGAUGACCUCUUUGACAGGCUCAACACAUCCAUCUUGAACAGGCAUCUCCAGAGUCUGAUGGAUGGUUUGAGUGCCAAAGUGUUCAGGACCUACAAUGCCUCCAUCACCCUGCAGGAGCAGCUCAAAGCACUCACUAACUGUGAGUUACUGACAGUGUUCAUCAUAUUUCUGGCUGCAAUCGAUGCCAAGAAGCAACAGGUGGAGGAAGCCCAGCAAGAGCUGAAAAAAGCUGAAGAGGAGUUUGAAGACACAAAAGAUGCCAAAGCAGAAGCCAAUGUGGAGAAGAAAAAGAAGCUGUUGAAGCGGCUGGAGGAGCAGCUGGCCAAGCUGAAUGUCCAGGCCACAGAUAAGGAGGAGAACAAGCAGAUAGCUCUGGGCACGUCCAAGCUGAAUUACCUGGACCCCAGGAUUAGCAUAGCUUGGUGCAAGAAGUUUGGCGUGCCCAUUGAGAAGAUCUACAACAAGACGCAGAGGGAGAAGUUUGCCUGGGCGAUCGACAUGGCCGACGAGGACUUUGAAUUCUGA
Opisthocomus hoazin is the source of this 1761-nucleotide messenger RNA. The record is from RefSeq and is a predicted model, not a curated record. Lineage: Eukaryota; Metazoa; Chordata; Aves; Opisthocomiformes; Opisthocomidae.